UCUCCUACAAUGGCACAACGGCCGAAAAAGGAAUUCGAAGACUCAUCGGAAGAGGAAAACGAGGACUUCAAAAAUCUUUUGUUUAGUGAAAAGAUGAUGCAGUUUAUUAAUGCGACGGACUCAGAGGAGGAAGAAGAACCGUCCACAAGCCAUAAGCGCAAGAAGAAGCGCCGAAGGAAGUCCUCUUCGGAGGACGCAGAGCAGCAGGAUGGUCCCUCUACAAGCCGCAAGCGCAAGAAGAAGCGCCGCAAGAAGUCCAAGUCUCGUCACAGGGCCCGAAUGCCCGUAGAAGAUCCAGAGAUAGAUGAACCAUUUCGUAAUGACACCUCCUCUGGAGGCCUUUCGCCCUGGGCCCCGGUCUUAGAACCGUCGGCCGAGAAGAUUAGUGUCCCGUGUGUGGAUUUGAAUGGUGAGGUGCCGCCGUUUGAAGCGGAGUGUCCUGGUAGUUCAAAGGCAAUUCAGGAGAAGUCAGAGCCUCCACCCUCAAAAGCAAUGGAAUGCGAGAUGUCCGACGAAUCUUCCUCGAAAGUAGGUGAAGAUCCUACAAACCCUACUUAUCUACCACGUGGACAAGAUCCAGAAGAUCCAGAGAUAGAUGAACCAUUUCGUAAUGACACCUCCUCUGGAGGCCUUUCGCCCUGUGCCCCGGUCUUAGAACCGUCGGCCAAUAUCCAGGUUGUGGAUUUCAAUGGUGUGGUGGAGCCGUCGGAAGCGGAGGGUCCUGGGAGUUCUAUGGCUAGUCAGGAGAAGUCAGAAUCUCCACCCUCAAAAGCAAUGGAAUGCGUGAUGUCCGAGGCAUCUUCCUCGAAAGUAGGUGAAGAUCCUACAAACCCUACUUGUCUACCACGUGGACAAGGAAAUGACCAGAGUGUCAUCUAGACUCAUUGAGACGGGAAUGAUUAAGGUGAUUACCAUGACCACGGCUGAGGCGGAAGAAAUGCGGAAGAAACCAUCCAGCUUUCGUCCAGAUAUCGGAAAGCCCUAAUCAACCUGUAAUCAAUGUAAUAAA
This is a messenger RNA of Drosophila subpulchrella, 1009 nucleotides long. RefSeq lists its product as uncharacterized. Lineage: Eukaryota; Metazoa; Arthropoda; Insecta; Diptera; Drosophilidae. The coding region runs from base 10 to 879 and encodes 289 amino acids. The transcript is spliced from 4 exons. The record is from RefSeq and is a predicted model, not a curated record.